Clarias gariepinus (North African catfish) is the source of this 7901-nucleotide messenger RNA. Its product is annotated as nucleus accumbens-associated protein 2. Bases 411 to 2078 code for a protein of 555 amino acids. The record is from RefSeq and is a predicted model, not a curated record. The transcript is spliced from 6 exons. Gene Ontology annotation, biological process: regulation of transcription by RNA polymerase II. NCBI's taxonomy places the organism in Eukaryota, Metazoa, Chordata, Actinopteri, Siluriformes, Clariidae. Gene Ontology annotation, molecular function: protein binding; RNA polymerase II cis-regulatory region sequence-specific DNA binding; DNA-binding transcription factor activity, RNA polymerase II-specific.
GUGAAGGGAAAACUUUAAAGCAGGGAUCGUGACGCAGUGGUGCAAAUCAUUGCAUUGAAUUGAAGUGUGUGUGUGUGUGUGUGAGAGAGAGAUGGGGAGAGCGUGAGCGUGCGGGACAGUGCGCGUGCACACCGACUGAAGCCAAGUGAGGCGAAGUGAAGCGCGCGUGCUGCCGUCCUUCUUUACUUUUUCUUUUUUCCCUUUUUUUUCUUUUUUUUCUUUUCUUUUCUUUCCCUCCCCUUUUGCUCAAAGUUCGGUCUCGCGCGGAUCGAGCCGCAGUGACGCAAUCAAGCAUUUCAGCGCGCGCCGUUUCUGGCUUCUCCUGCGUGACGCAUGAUGGGUGCCAUGUUUAAUUUCCUACUUCACUGAUUUAUAUGAGCCGCUGUGUGUUUGUGUGAACGCGGGCCGCCAUGUCGCAGCUGCUGCACGUGGAGAUCCCGAACUUCGGCAGCGCCGUGCUGGUGUCGCUCAACGAGCAGCGCCUGCAGGGCCUGUACUGCGACGUGUCCAUCCUGGUGAAGGGCCAGGCCUUUCGGGCGCACCGCGCCGUCCUCGCCGCCAGCAGCCUGUACUUCCGCGACCUGUUCAGCGGCAGCGCCAAAUCAGAGUUCGAGCUGCCUUCUUCAGUCACUCCGGCCUGCUUCCAGCAAAUCCUGUCCUUCUGCUACACGGGGAAGCUGACCAUGGCGGCCAGCGAGCAGCUCGUCGUUAUGUACACCGCCGGGUACCUGCAGAUCCAGCACAUCGUCGAGAGGGGCAUGGAGCUCAUGUUCAAGGCGAACUCGCCUCACUGUGACUCGGCCACCGCCGCCACGGACGAGCCCGGGUCAGAGCCUCCGAGCCCUAACAACAACAACAACAACAUCACCGCCAACAACGCGCACGCGGCUGCACCGACAGCUGCGGCAGCAGCGUCGGCCAUGUUGGCUCCUCCCAGCUGGUCACCUUCACUCCGCAGGGUGAAGACGGAGGGCACCGAGACGCCGCUGAGCCUCCCGGGAGGAGCCAAGAAGAGCUCUGGGGUGCGAGGAAACUCGUUAUUCUACCCCGGGGUGCUGGGCAUGUAUCCCGUCAUCCCCGGCGAGCGCUCCAGCCCGGGGGCGUCCAGCCUGCCCACCACAGACAGUCCUACGUCUUAUCAGAACGAGGACGAGGAGUUCGACGAGGAGAACUACGACGGGAUCGGCGAUGACGCCUUCGCACAGAUGUACAGCCGCUCGACAAAUGCUUACGCAAUGACGGAUAAAUCCGAGAUGAUUCCUGUGCCUCUGGAAAGUCGUCCUUGUGUCCUGCUGCGGCGUGACUUGGUAGCUCUGCCCGCUAGCCUGAUUAGCCAAAUCGGCUACCGGUGCCACCCUAAACUCUACACCGAGGGCGACCCGGGGGAAAAACUCGAACUAGUCGGAGGUACGGGAGUGUUCAUGACCAGAGGACAGCUGAUGAACUGCCACUUGUGCGCUGGUAUUAAACACAAGGUCUUGCUGAGGCGACUGCUCGCAACGUUCUUCGACAGAAACACUCUGGCGAACAGCUGUGGGACUGGAAUCCGCUCGUCUACCAGCGACCCGAGCAGAAAGCCCCUGGAUAGCCGAGUUUUAAACGCGGUCAAACUCUACUGUCAAAACUUUGCGCCCAACUUCAAAGAGAGCGAGAUGAACGUGAUCGCCGCCGACAUGUGCACCAACGCGCGCCGCGUCCGGAAGCGAUGGCUGCCCAAGAUCAAGUCCAUGCUGCCUGAAGGCAUCGACAUGUACCGUGGCUCAGGGGCGGGGCUUAAUCUGGCCAUUCCCUUGGCCUUUGACCAAGACUUCAAGCAGCUCCCUCUGUUCGGAGAGCGCAAGGACGCUGUUAGAACUCAGCAGCCGCUGGAUAACGAAAGUCCGGAGCUCAUGGAGGGCCAGGUGGAGGAGGAAGAGGAGGAGGAGGAUGAAGGUGCCAUGCCCGAGGGAGUAGAGGAGACUUUAGGCUCCAGUCCGCUUCUUCUAGGGGUGGAGGGUGGAGUUCAGGGUCGUCCUGCGCAUGACGGACAGCAGCAGGAGGAGGAGUUUGGCGAAGGCCUGAGGAUCAACGGGCAGUGAGAAGCUGCUGGUGGUUUUAGCAGAAACGUCCAUGUGUAGGAGCCAGGCUGUGUUUCAGUACUGUUCUUAAUGUGCCCUUAUCGACUUCCCCUAGACUGAAUGUAGCACAGAUAGUUUAUCAGCAGAAGUGAAGUUUGUAAAAAAAAAAAAAAAGAGUAGAGGUAAGAAGAACGGGGCAUGACUGACUGCUGAGAAGCAAAGAGGCCACGCCUCUUUUACUGAGACUGACAAUCGCGGCAAAGGCGUCGUCGUCGUUUUGGGCAACGCCCUCCUCGUCCCACACUCCGGGUGUGUGACGUGUUUUAUAAGUCAAUAAGGAUGAAUUAAAAACAUUACUGAAUCACGGAAUGAGUCGCACUAGUGCGUGCAGCAGGGCAUGCUGGGUAGCGUGUGCUUAAAGGAUAAACAAACACAGGCAUGGCUUAUGCUCGUAGAAGAAAACAGAUCUGCACUGGUGCUGAGACGCAGCGUGUCCUCGACCAUCCUCAGACCCGCAGUGUAAAUCGCUGGUAAAGCUCUCGUACCUCAGCGACCUUCCGCCGGAGAGAUUUCUUUCUGUGAUACACUGAAUGUCCUGUACUUUCCAGGAAAACAAGACCUCCCAAGAAAAUGAAAUGGAUACGUUACUCCAUCGUCCGUCGGGAAAACACCGCGCAUGCGAACGGCCAGCGCUAACGAGCGCUCCAACUCUAACGCUUUCAGGAUCUCGCUCCAAGCGACCGAAAUAACAUUUUAAAUGGAUCCUCCGGCGUCUUUCAGUCUGAUCUCUACUCACUCCUUCUCUAGUUUAUCCUCAUUCCUUUCAUUUAUACACUUUCCCCAAGACAUUUUGUUUUUGUGUUUAAGCACGACUUACGCUAGAAGUCUAAGGGCAGCUCUGAGCGAUAAUGAAAAAGUGUUCAGACGAAACAGAAUUGAGAAAUAAUCAGGCUUUUCUUUUAACUUUCCAACAAAAGAAGUUGUUCGAAUUUAGUUUCCGUCUCCCAGAAUGCUUUGUGGUAUCGCUACACCAGCAGGGAGGUUGAGAGGCGCUGGAGCACUUACGAUAUUCGCCCCGUUGCUAUGGUGAUACAGGUGAACUUUUCAGACAAAAAGUGAGAAAAUUCGCUCUGCGAAAUGAAAGAGCGUGGAGAAAAAGAAACCCGUGACUUAAUUAACCAACCAGAGCUCAAACUUGUGAGUCUGGAUAACGUCUGGAUUUUGCGAUAAUAAAAGCGCAGGAUAAGAUACUUUACUUGCAUGUUGAUUAAUUGAUUUAAAUUUAAAUGUAAAAUAUUAUUUAUAGAUUAUUAAAAUAUUGUCCAGAAUGACAGUUUUCAUGUUAAACGCUUCACACCUGCCCUUAGACUUCCUUUGCCCUUUUUAUUAGUUCUGCAUAAAGCGUAGUGGUUAGCACGGUCACCUCGCACCUCCAGGGUCUGGGUUCGAGUCCCAUCUCGGGGUCUGUGUGCGUGGACUUUGCGUGUUCUCUCUGUGCUUUGUGGGUUUCCUAUCCGGUUUCCUCCAAUAGUCCAAAAAAAUACAGAUAAUGGUGUUCCCGUAUUACCUGUAGUGUGUGUGUGCGAGUGUGUGUGUGCGAUGGUGUGUACCCCGCCUGGUGCCCAAAGUCUCCUGGGAGAGGCUCCAGACCUCUGGUGACCCUGUACAGGAUAAAGCGGUACGGAAGAUAAAUGAACGAUUAGAUUUUGUUUCCACACACACACACACACACACACACACACAUACACUGCAGAUGUGAUGUAUGGAGAACAUAAGGUUUAGGGUUUUCCUUUAAUAGCCGAAGCACUGCCUGUGUUUGUUUAAAUCGAGCUCCGCUGUCAUUUCCAAUAAUGCUGAAACUAAACACGGAGAGACGGAACGGACUGCGUCCAUACGGACUGCGUCCAUACGGACUGCACGCCGGAGCGGUUAAAGCCGCGGCGCUUGCAUGCAAAAUGAAAAUAAUAAUGCGAUGCUCAAAACCACAGCAUCGCAAAACUAAACGCGGACUCUCGCUCUAUGAUUUUUUUUUGUUUUAUUUCCCUCCAACAGUUUAAUGGACUCCAUUAUUGUUUUAAAAACAAAAACGAAUGAUUUUCACUGUGAGGGUCUGAAGAUAGAUUUUUUUUGUUUUGUUUUGUUGCUUAUGGUUUUCUACUGUAAAUUAUUUAAUAUGAGACUGAUAUCAUUUUUAUCAUUUUUGCUGGCUUUUUUUUUUUGGUUUAGUUUUAUUUCCCUGCAUUUGCACUUGAACCGAGGGACGUGACAGAGAAACUGAAAUGACUUGAGAGCUCUUCGACUUCCUUUUUUGUUUCUUUUUUUUUUGUUCUCCCUCGGGAAUCGAUCCAGAGAAAUUCGACGAAGAAAUUUCAGUGAAAUUUCAACACUACGAGCUCGGACACUUUUCCUUUAGUUUUUUUCUUCUUCUCAUUUUAAGUUUUAUUUCAUGUUCACAAUGGAUAAUCUAUAGCAGAUCUUUAGCUGCGCGCUCCUCUUUUCCUCUGUGUGUGUGUGUGUGUGUGUAUGUCUAAGUCGUGAUACGAUACUCAACUUCACUUUUCUCCUAAAGGCGAGUGUGACAUGAUUGUGCACUCUUUGGAUUUGUCCCAGAACACAAGAAUGAAGAAAUCCAAGUUGUUGUUUUUUUUGUUGUUUUUUUAAUGAUUAUGUCGAACAAAACUUCAUCAGAAUGCAGAGGACGGCCAUCACUUUUGCAUGGCUGUGGUUUGAAAAGCCAGAAAUUGGAUGAGAAUUUAGUUUUUUCUCAGAUUCUUCAGGUUUGUUGAUUUUGCUUUUUGGAGGGACAUAAGAGCCAAAAAUAAAUCCAAAAGAAUCAGAGGAGUACACAGUUUCACCUCGAACCCUAAGUGGUCAGUGGUUUUCUGCUUUUGGACUGGAGCUACGAGGCUAAUGCAGCUAACAAGUACAACACGCCUGUACCACCUUGUUUAACACUGAGAUUUAAUUCUAGUUCAGCUUUCUAAUUGGAAGGGACUUAAACUUAAACUCAGUACUGGUUUGUUUGUCAUGGGAACACUUAGUCAGAAAGUUUUUCAAAGAUGUUUCCAUGAACAUCUACACAAACAACUCUGCAUUUAUUUAAAAAAAAAAAAAAAAGAAAUAGGAGUGUGUGCACUAGGAAAUAAAUUAUAAGGUUAAUAAUUAGUUGAAUUAUCUCAGUGAUUAAGGCAUUGGACUACAGUGCAGAAGGUCCCAGGGUUAAACCCCACCACCACCCUGUUGCCCCUGAAUGGAGCUCUUAACCCUCAACUGCUCAUAUAUGAUAAAUAUGAUAAAAACCUAAGCUGCUAUCGAUAAGGGCGUCGGCCAAAUGCCGUAAAUGUAAAUAACACCUUGUUGCUUGCCUGCAGUAACAUCCAGUGCCACUAGAGGGUGGGAGGAUCAGGGCAUUAUAAGAUUAAGUCACCGUUAAUGAUUUUUCAUUAAACUUAUUUACAAAUGUUCAUGAAACCUCUUAAAUGCCAUCAUUUGUUAUGAGUUACAUGGAUUACAAACAAUGAAAGACGUCUUAACAUGGCAUCAGUGGGAUGAUUUGUCUCUUCAUCGCCCCCUAGUGGCAGAUCUUUUUAUUUUUUUUUUUUUUUUUUUUUAAAUACAUUCAGGACUGGAUUAAAUUUCUGAUUUAUAUUUAUGAAGCUCCUCAAGUAAAACUAAUCCUGCCUGAAUAGGGGUUAUGUGAAAUGAAAGAAAGAAAACAUGACUCGGUGUUAGCCUCGUAGCUCCAGAUCUCACACUUUAAGACUCCAGAAUGCCUCGGAUGGGGAAGAUGCAUACAGUUCAUGCAGGAGAGAGGAAGCUCGAAGUUCCGAAGGAACACAUAUGGCUGUGGGUGAAUCAGUACGUGUGUUUGUGUGUGUAUGUGUGUAUAUACACAGUAGGAUGAGUAUCAGUGCCUUAAUGAGACUUGGUGAAGUUGAGGAGAGACGUGUGAUGAUGUUCAGAGCUAAAAUUCAUCCACUUUUUAUGGCGUACCUGAGGGUUCGGACCACAACUGACUGUCUCUGGUGCGUGCUCAUAAAUGACCUUGAUACCAGCUGUAUGAACAGUACAGUACAGUGUGAGUAGUGUGAGUGAAAUAGGCACCCUGGUACCAGACUGUAGAAAACGAUGUACUGUAGAACCAUCAGACCCUUCGCUCUUAUAGGAACGCUACUAAACCUCUUUCUGACCUGUAAAGAAUUAUCGUUCUUAUUAUUAUUUUUUCUUUCUUCAAACAUCAGAACCUUCACUCACUCUCACUCACUCAUCUUCUGUACCACUUUAUCCUGUAUUCAGUGUCGCGGGGACCUGGAGCCUAUCCCAGGAGCCUAUUGGGGCACGAGGCGGGGUACACCCUGGACAGGGUGCCAAUCCGCCGCAGGGCUAAGGACCUACAAUAUCCCCUAAAUGUAUCUUUUUUUUCCUAGCACAUUAUUAGGCUCUAAAUCUGUAGACAACGUUGCACUUAGAUGCUGAGAGGAACUCAGAAGAAUGUCGACCGCUAAUCCGAACGGUGUAAAACGCUGUUCGCGCUAGCAUAACGCUGUCCCAUGUGGAGUGACGGGCGAGUUUAUCUGUCCGUCCGUCCUGUUAUGUUUUUUUUUGUUUGUUUUUACAUUGUAGAUGCUACUUUUGUCAUUAAGACUUCACGGUCUCUAAAUCGCGGCACUAAUGCCUAAGUGUUUUUGCACAAAACUGCAAAAGAAGGUCGGCGAAUUGUUUUAUUUUUAUUUUUCCCUGAGAGAUGUGUCCCAAGGACAAACGAUGAGUUUUAAAACCCUAUUAUGAUCAUUUGGAGUUUUGUUUUUGUUUUUGUGUGUUUUUUUUUCUUUCUUUUCUGUUCUGUUUGUUCGAACAGAGCCGUGAAUCAUGAAUCAAGAAUCGUCUUGUGAACUUUAUACCGAUGAGAAUUAGGGCUGUUUAUCUAAAAAUAAGAGUCAAAGACAAACACCUCACUGUUGCACUCUUUAUGUGCAGUUUAGUACGAAAUGACUCUUGGGAGUCGACUCUUAUAGAGACGUCGUGAAUCAUUUACUGAGAGAUUUAGCAAUUUCCGCUCCUCUUAGUGAGUCGGAUCAUUCGACUCGGCUCAGCGUUACGAGUCGACUCUUUCGGCUGUCAGACAACUCGUUGACUUUAUUUCCAGUUUACGGCAAAAUGUCAAGGACCUGACUCUCGGGAGUCGACUCUUAAUGAUGUCUCAUGAAUCACUGGUGCAGUUAAGAGAUGGGAAUUCACGCUCUUGUUAGUAAGUCAGAUCAUUUGACUCAGCUCAACUCUACGAGUCGACUCUUUUGACUCUCAUUGACUUUAUUUCCAGAUUUGAGCAGAAUGGGAAGGGGUCACCGAGGGGCAGCAAAUCACAUUCACCGUUCAGACAGGCAAAGCGAAACAGAUUCAUUUGGUUACAAUCACUUAUUGAAACGCUGAACAGAGCUUUCUCAACAUCUUUAAUCAAUUAUACCACUGGAGUAUUAGCGUUCCCAACAUCUACAAAAACAACGAGAAUAAAAGCAUCUCAUAAACGUGAGUCUCAGUGUUCAUUCAAAUGAUUCAGCUCGAAGAGUCGACUCGUUCACAAAUGACACGCGACUCAUCCAAAAGAGAAAAAAGGAUGAGUUUUAAAACCUGAUCACGAUCAUUUCAGCCUUUUUUUGUAUCUGUAUUUGUGUUUGUUGUAUUUAAACGGUGCUGCAAGUCAUGAAUCAUUUCUACGCUUCAUGAGUUCGAACUCAUAAAGAUGCUGCUGUUUAGUGUUUAAUCAGCAGGUGCUUCUUAAUAAGAAAAAAAAGAGAGAAUGUUUCAAUAAAUUGCUUGUGUUUUAAACAAGACCCACACACUCGA